AUGUAGAAGAUAUAAUUCCAAAGUAUAGUAUGACAGAGCUGACAUUAUGCGAUUUAUGGAAUAUAGUAAAUGUCGAGAAACCGCCAGCGAUGCGACUCUAGCACUAUGUCAUCACGAAACCUCACAGUGAAUAACCAGAAUAUUGACUACGACAUUUCUGGGGAGAGCACAGAAAUGUGGGGGUAUGGUCCCAGAAUCUCAGAGGCAUUAGGAAAGCGGGGCCGACGAGGAUCAAAUCGUGCGUACGUAGGUGGUGAAACGGCGGAACGGUUAUUCCACGCAAUAUCUUCAUCUAUAGAUGCGCUGGGGAAUUGAUGUUCAUCUACAUGACUAAUGUAUCGACAUUCUUGGGGGUUGAUUGGACCUUGAUGGUUAGAUACUACCCAGUCUGAGCAAGGUGGCCUGUCGCCGGUGACAAGAGGGAGAAAAGCCAGAGGAGCGUCUCUAGCAUUACUAUCGGCAACACCUUCGUUCUCUAUGAGGGGCAUUUCCGCAGUUUGUCCGUUAGGCCUGGAAAACGUGUCCUGGACUGCACUUGAUGGACUACCAUGAGGGGGACAUUCCUCAUAAGCUGGAGGACGUUCCAACGAUAAGUCCGGGGAAUCAGCGGCAGUGAGUGAAGAUGGGUAUAAUACUUCCAUUAUGCUGUUCGUUGUAGGCAAAUGGUGUCGUCUCUGAGAGGAGCGACGUUGAAUUCGCUCGUUUCUAGAAUGUGGCGUCACUACAUCAUC
Molecule: messenger RNA, 731 nt
Organism: Serpula lacrymans var. lacrymans S7.9
Lineage: Eukaryota; Fungi; Basidiomycota; Agaricomycetes; Boletales; Serpulaceae
Exons: 1
Coding region: 70-315 (81 amino acids)
Source: RefSeq, a predicted model, not a curated record